Molecule: messenger RNA, 16331 nt
Organism: Spirodela intermedia
Lineage: Eukaryota; Viridiplantae; Streptophyta; Magnoliopsida; Alismatales; Araceae
Source: the annotation of a GenBank genome assembly
AUGGUCAUGGCGUCGUCGUCUUCGCCGGCGGCGGCCGGCGGGUCUACCAUUUUUUUCGAUCUCAACGACUUCAAGGUGGAUGGAUCCGUGGCCGGUGUGGCUGCCCCGUUGGACAUCUAGGUUGUGGAUGUUUGCCAGGCCUCUGAUGAGGUUGAUUUGAUGGGUUCUGCAGGGGGAUUUCUCGUUUGAUGCGCUGUUCGGGAACCUGGUGAACGAGAUCCUCCCGUCGUUUCAGGAUGAGGAUGCGGAGUCGUCGGAAGGGGGCCUCGAGGGGGUCAAUCUGCCGAAUGGGCACUCUCGGGCGCCUUCGGAAGGAGGGCGAUCAAUGCAGGGAGGGGCUGGGGGUUUGUUGAGCACACCUUCAUCGUCCACACCGUUGUUCCCUGGUGUGGAUGAGCUUCUCGCCCUGUUCAAGGAUUCCAGCAAGGAAUUGGUCAGCCUCCGGCAACAGGUGUGCGUGCUUUACAGUAUAUUUUUUCUCAAAUUGCUGAGGAAAUCGUGAAUUUUUUUUCCUGAGUCAUGCAUUCGUCCUUUUAUGGAAAUUGGAGAUCGACUCGAGGCUCCAGAACCUGAAGAAGGACCUCACCGUCAAGAACGCUAAGCACAGGAAGACUCUCGGAGAGGUUAGUUCGAGAGAAAACCUUCCUUUAUCUCGAUCCCCUUCGUCUUUCAGUGAAGCAAGGUUCGUGAUUGUGUUUCUUGUCAAACAAUUUUGGCGUCUCCAGAUGGGCUGGAUCACAUCGUUAUCUGCUUCUAUCUCUCUUUCCAGACAUAUGAUAUGUGAAAAAAGGACUUCGGAGAACUAGCUCCGACCCAAUAUUCUUCUGAUCUGAACCAUUUAUUGUAGGAUUUAAAUUCAUUUUAAACUGUUCUUUCCUCGUACCGAACUUUGACGUAGUUACAUUGAGAAAUUAUGGAACGAAGAGAUGCGAUUUCUAUUGUGCUGAUGCACACAGGUUGUUCAAAGACUACCAGCAAUGGGCAGUCCUUGUACAUGUGUUAUCCGCGUAGCAAACUGAGUUUUGAUGGGAACUAAUGCUUUCAACACCUCUCUAAAACCCCCGAUCUAUUAGGAAUGGAUAUGCUCGGAAUCUACUGGCAUUAUUUCUUCCAUCCGUAUACUUUUUACAUAUCAUGAAUACACUGAUCAGGUACUGUAAAUAAUAAAAAUGUACUUGUUUGAGAUCAGUGAUCGAUGAGAAAGAGCUCUAUACAUCAGAUAGGUCUUAUGCCCAGAUGGUGUAGGGAGAACUAGAAGCCGAACAUUCCCAAAUUUCUAGAUUUAAGUUGGUCCUCAUUACACUUAAGCGUGACAUUUUCUCAGACCUUGCCACAUCGACAUAAAGAACAAAAGCUCUCCAUAUUAAGUUACUAUGUGCUUCUGCAGUUGUCUCUAUCUUUUCCCUAGUGCAAGUCAGGUGUUCCAGACGGAUAAGGAUUCAUCCACUUUUGUCUCUUUCUUUUUUUUUUUAUUUGCAUCUAAAUAAGCUACUUCCAUAAGCCAUCCUGAACUUUCACACUUUCUUUGAUGGCAUGAUUUGCAAGUAUCAUAUUUGGAACUAAAGUCAUAUUAAUAUUGAUGUGGCACAAACUCUGGAGAUGAGCUGCAUCUUAAUAUUUGUGGACAGCCUUUGAAACUGGAAAUAAGUUUCAUGUAAAGGAAAAAAUAAUUCGCUUUGAUUCUAAAGUGCCAGAAAAUUUUGAAGUGAAAAAUACAUCUAUAAGUGGGAAAUAUCUUUAUGACUCAAUACGUUAUUUUACUAAGUGGUGCUCAGAUUAAUCACAUAUCAAAAGAAAGGAUGACAUGUACAGGCGCAUAUUCCAUGUGGCUCUUGUAAACCAUAUAUACGACUAUGAACUAGACCAAAAUGAUGCAAACAAUACUAGUUCUGUGCACCCAAAAAUGACACAAUCAUUGUCCUUCCUCAUGAUGAAGCUCAUCUCAUUCAUUCGUUCACUCUAACGCCAGCAUUAUGAUCAUCCUUUCUUCUUAGAAGCUGUCUUUUAAAUAUUAAAGAUGCACAUGUUCCCCCAGUUCCAUACUCCAAAUGGUCUCAUGGAAGAAAGGCGACCAAUUUUUUUGGUUCCCUUUGAGUAUCAAAUUCUGUUUUCUCCUGAAAUUUUAUCCUUAUCCUUUCUUUGGUGGUAAUAUUGCUUACCUGUAAAGUGCUGUAAUCUCUGCCAAAUCUCUGCCUGUAAUCCAUUGAUCUAGCUUAAUAAAGUCCUUCUCAAGGUAGCAUUUAUAUGAUGACCUUUUUCAUGAUUUUCCACAAGGUCAUAGUUCCAUGAUCCUUUAGCCAGUUUGCACCACUUUUCCUCAUAACUAAUUUUGAUUCCGACCCUUCAAAUGAGCCUACCCCGAGCAGAAACCCUUCACAGCGUCCAUCGAGUCAUGUUUCUUCAUGUCUAGUGAGUUUUGUGAGAACAUAGUGGAAAUACAUUGGGACUUGCAGCCUUGUUCUUCCUCUUGUUUGCUCCCCUUACUCUUCCUUUUACCAUAAGCAGCAAAUCUCUUUCCAAGAAAGGUCUCCAGUGACCCCGAGUGAAAAUUUGAGUAAAAGUUACUCACGUGCUCCUUUACACCGUGUUCUUCUGUGUGUCCCUUAAUUUGCUCUUUCUUCAAGCAUCAGAUGGUGUUUUUCCUUCUCCUUGAGGCCAUCUCUUGGAACUAUGCUGUAUCGACAUCCUCUUCACCAUGAUGCAGAUAUCAUUCCUCCUCUCGUAAACUUUUCCUGCAAGUUGUGUACAAGCUUUUCUGAAUCUUCUGAUGCAUCAUUUUCCUUCAUUUACUCGAGAAUUUAAUCCUUUUCAUUUUUUCAAGGAAGCAUCUUGGCAACCCCACAUCAAACUUCUCCUCUGAUUGUCCAGCACCAGAUCAUUUAAAUUUCCUGCUAAAGCCGAAAUUCCUCCCAGUGAUUCUGACCAAUGAGUUUAUUAAUCACCUCUCCUAGCCUUCCCAAUCAAAUAUCGGAUAUCUUAGGUCCCAGCAAUGAAGCUAAUUGAACAAAAUUCUAGUAUGUUCACCUUCUGCCAUUGAUUAAUGGGAGGAAAAUCAUGCUUAGUUGUUUUGUUGUGGACGUAGUCCAUAUAGCUAUGCAGGGUCAUUAGUUGUAGUUUCACAGUGGUUAGCGACUUGCAGAAAUUCUAAGAUGGAGAUGAAGUCAAUGCACCAUAGAGGGGGGCUGGAUUGCAAAAUGUUUUUGUUAUUUUAUGCAAUUUUAAUCUGACCCUUGAUAGCUUUUAACCUUUCUUUUGUAGAGUCAAAUGACCAAGUAGGAAUAGUGGUUGUAUCUUGUGCUAACUUUACUGGAUCUGAAAUUUGUUCCUAAGUACUAAUAUGCUGGUAGGGAAUUCUUCCUAUGAAGCUCUCACUUAGUUUUUGUCCUGUGCAACGAUUAGUUAUUUUAUGUACCUUAUCACUCUAGGUUAAUGGAAGUGGAUAUCCCGACUCAUAUCCAUGUAUUAUGACAAUUCAGCUAUAUUUAAAGCACGUCUUUAGUGGGUUAUAUUUCGGAUGCCUUCUUCUGUGGUAAUUGUUUUCAAGGUAUGAUACUGGCCAUUUAGCAAGAUCUUAUGGUCGUCCUUUAUUGAUACUUUCAGUUGGAAAAAGGCGUGGAUGGACUCUUUGAUAGCUUUGCUAGGCUGGAUUCACGUAUUACAAGUGUUGGACAGACUGCUGCAAAAAUUGGUGAUCAUUUGCAGGUACUUGAUCUUUUAUAGGUUUUUUACCUCCCGAAAGCAUAAAUUAUUUAUCAUUUCUGGAGAAUCACAAAUCGAUUCUUUUCAUUUUGUACACAAAUUGACAUCUGACACAUGAAUUUGAUUAUUGUAGAGUGCAGACUCUCAGAGGGAAACAGCCAGUGAGACAAUAGACCUUAUUAAGGUAGUCAUGCGAAAUGAUUGUUUGUGGCAAGAGUUGAUCUUGAUGUUAGAUCUAGAUCUGUAAAAUGCAUCGUGGUUUGACUAUGAUGUCUAUCCCAUGUAAAUAUAAUGUAUCCUGCAGUACUUGAUGGAGUUCAACAGCAGCCCGGGGGACCUAAUGGAACUUUCUCCCCUAUUUUCCGAUGAUAGUCGCGUAGCUGAAGCUGCUUCUGUUGCACAGAAACUGCGUAAGCUCGAAAAUUUUCUUCCUACCUUUUUUACAUUUUCUAAUAUGGUCUCCCUUGUGUUGCAUCCGCUCAACUACUUUUCUUGAUGUUAUAUUUAAAUAGCCAAUUUGAUCAUCUGUUAAAAACUUUGGUUUUUUUUUUUUUACUGGAUGGGAGGCCUUAAGAAAUAUAAAAGCUCUGCGCUUUUAUGAUCAUACUCAAGAACAAUUUGAUAGUCUCGUGUUGUGACAACUUUUCUUUUUAAAUUACUGAACUCUGGAAAUUAUGAACAUCAGACGAUUGUGCAUCUUGGAUCUUCUUGACGAUAUCUUUGGACAAGCUUCCAAUUGGCGAAAUAGAGUGCAUCCAUGGGUGUGGUUAUGUUUUCUGCUUUUUGUGUUGCACUUUUCCGGAGUCUAUGAUCAAUUCUAUGCUUUAGAAUUGAUUUCAUUCUGGGUUUUUUGGGGCUGAUUUGAGUGCUUUGCAAAGGAAAGGUGGUAUAGUGACUCCAUAUAUUAAGAAGCUGCUUCUUUUUGGGUAUAACUGAAAUUAUGCGAGGUUUUGGCAAUUCUCAUAAUCUCUUAAUUAAUAAAUUACAUACAUUUCGUAAUUCCAACUUUGGAACUUUUUUAAUGAUUUAUAACUACCACUCUGCAGUUAAUGGCGUGAAGAGUCACCUCAAGUCCUGGUCGCUUACCAAUCUCAGAUUACAUACUAGAUGUGAUUAAUGGCAUAUUUACAAGAUUUUCUACAACAGUGAACCGGACUUAUAGUUUAGUUUUCUGGUAGAGAAAGUAUGUACUUUUUAUGUGCAUUUGCCAUUAUAUCUUGCCUGGGGAAAUGGUGAUCAUAUGACCAAACGUUGGACUCGGACAGUGUAUGCUGGAGUUAGGUGAUACCUGUGGAGUGGGGUUGUAGGUUAUUUUUUCUGUUUCUGGGUCUAUUUGAUGCAGAACGUAAUUUGAUUUAUCAUGACAUUGAAAAAGAAACCUAGCUUUGAAACAUUCAAAUUCAGGUCAAAUUGUGAUGUACUUCUGACUGCCUGGGGUUGGUUCAUCUUUAUGUACUAAAUCCAACUUUAACCUGUGAUUUCUUGGAACCUCCAUGCGUGGAGUGUUUCAGAUGUAUGAUUCUUGAAAUCUCAUCACAUGUUUUUCCGUAGAAACAGAUAUACAAUUGUGUAUCUUAUAACUGAUGGCAUUUUUAUAAAUAACUUGCAAAGGGAAUUACUAGAAAUAUGUUUCAUUUUUGUAAAUGAAAGUACUCCAAAAUUCAAAGCUGAAUUUUCUACUUCGGAGGACUAAAAGUGGGCUAUGCUGCAUUGGUAUAAAUCUAGUGUUUAUGUGACACACUUCUAGAUGUAUAUAUAAAGGUGAACGUGGAUUGCACAUAAUUUAGCUGAAAGGGGAUAUUUUAUGGAAUGCCUUACAUCCUUUCAGAGAUCCAGUACCCGUCACCUCUAGAACUCAUACCAAGACUGAAAAGACCAUGCUAAGGUACUAAUCAUCUCAAGAAUGAGGAAUGCUGUUUUCCUUCAUUACAAAAUUUUCUAGUCAACCUUUUCAUUCCCUCAUAUUUAGCAAUAGAAAGCUUCGCCACUCAUGAAAAUGAGCUAACAAGAAACAUGUGUUCCAAGAAAGCCUCCAACGAGCUACAAUGGGUAAUUAUUAUGAGCACUGAAUUUUAUUUUUAUAUAUUAUUUAAUUUUUUAUUCUUUUUCUUUAACAUAUUCAUGUAUCUUGCCAAAUUCUUCAGACAGGAUCAAAAGCGAAUAUUCAUAUGAUUAAAAAAAAGUUCUUCAGGAUGGAAUAUUCAAGAUAGCCUUGCCAUCUUUAUUAAAACUUUCCAAGCUUGUUUUUGUCAUUUUAAUUACAGGGUCAUUUGCUGAGGAAGAUAUUGGUAGGCAGGGCAUACCUUUGCCCAUUGGAGCUGCGAAUGCUAGUAGAGGUUUGGAAGUUGCUGUUGCAAAUCUUCAAGAAUAUUGUAAUGGUGGGUUUUUGUAUCAAAUUGUUCUUAAUCAUUCUGAGAAUUCAUGCGAAUUGUAAUCCAUGGUUUUGUCAUUCUCUAGAAUUGGAGAACAGAUUGUUGUCUAGAUUUGAUGCAGCAUCUCAAAAGAGAGAUUUAUCAACAAUGGGAGAAUGUGCUAAAAUUUUAUCGCAGGUUAGUUCUUUUCCACAGUCGUAUGUUGAUAAAGUUACAGCCAACUCCAAGCAGAAGAAGAUUCAGUUUUAAGAUUAUAAAUCAUUUUUGCCGUUGUUACCAUCAUUUAGAAGUUAGACAAAUAUUCAUUUAUUUUUCUCUUUUUAAGCAUCAAGCAUCGUUCUCUUUGUUAGCCCGUAUAUCCAGAUGCUAUGACUUGUGCUGAAAAUUUCGGUUACUAGGUAUUAGUUCAGAAUAAUCUCACUGAAGUAUGCCUUCUUGUUUAUGAAUGCAGUUUAAUAAGGGGACUAGUGCUAUGCAGCACUAUGUAGCUUCUCGUCCAAUGUUUAUCGACAUUGAAGUAAUGGAUUCAGAUGUUAAAUUAGUUCUUGGAGAUCAGGGAUUGCAAUCUGGAACUACAAACAUUGCACGUGGCCUUUAUACAUUAUACAAAGAAAUCACAGGUUUUGGAGAAGUCUUAUGAGAUUUACAGCAUGAUGCAUUAAGGGACUGUGCACUUAGAAUUGCACUUUUCUAAUGAAGUAAUGAAAAUCUGACGAAAUGUCGUCUUGCAGAGACUGUGCAUAAAGAGGCUGCCACCAUAAUGGCUGUAUUUCCAUCCCCUAUUGAAGUCAUGUCUAUUCUUGUGCAGGUAGCAAUAGAGAGAUUAGACAUCUGGUUUCUAUACUGUUCUUUAGAAUAGAAAACUAAUUUUAUUCCUGUCUUGCACAGCGGGUUUUAGAGCAAAGGGUGGCAGCUAUUCUGGACAGGUUGUUAGUAAAGCCUUCACUGGUUAACAUACCUCCUCUUGAGAAAGGCGGACUUCUACUCGUAAGAUGCUUCAAUAGUACUGCAGUUCAUUCCUUGUUUCGUACGGGUUAAUAUCCUUUGAUAACAAUGUUACUGAUGAGUUGACUCUGCAGUAUCUCAGACUUCUAGCUGUUGCAUAUGAGAAGACAUAUGAACUCGCGAAAGAGCUAAGAUCCGUGGGUUGCGGUGACUUGGACGUUGAGGGUAAUUGACAAAAGUCAAUGACAAUGUCUGAACUUUAUAUUUUGAAUUGUGAGACUUUGUUGUACAGUGUUUUUUAUUACUGAUAGCGAGAAUUUUACAUCCUGGAAAAUGACUUUCUUAAAUGUCUCAACUGAAAUUUAAUUUUCCAGAAUCUAUAAUAGACGAUACAUUGUCAUUUUCCCUUCUGUAUAUUGUGUAAAACCUCCAUGGGAGGGAGAAGAGAAUCAGACACACUGGUAAAUGGAGGAAUAUGGCUGUAGUGAAAUUAUUUGGUAUUACUGAGGGCUCUUUCCCUAACAACAAAGAACUUGAAAAUUUUAUCAUCUCCCCAUUGAGUAUAUUGUAAAUAAAGCUCAGAGGGCAUCCAUGACUAAAUUCUUUGUCAGACUGAAUGGAUUCCUUGCUUGCACUUUACCUCGAUCUAUUAGUUUGGAUCAUGUAACGAGCACUAUAUUAUUGUCACUUCACAUUUGGAAAGUUGUGUACUCUAGUCUUCUAACCUUCGUUCUUUCCAUGACCCUAUAUGGCUGGUCUUCUUGAAGAGGGGCUUUAAAAUUGCUAAUCAGCUAAACAUGUAGGAUUCAGUGUAUCACACUAAAUAAAUUGACGCUAUAUAUGUGUACCUCUUUUCCUCUGAUUGAGUCAAUAUGCUGUACUAUCAUCUUUCCAAAAAAAUAAUGAAAAUAACAAAGGGAGAGGAGAAAGAUCCCGGUUCAAGUUUCGUGAUGGUUAUGAAUCAUCAUUCUCACCGAAUGCUGGAAGCUCAUGUCACUUUCACUUGCCAUCUUCGAUUUAGUCGCCACUGAAAUAAGUGCUUCCAGAUUUUUUUUUUCCCUUUAAUUAAAUGGGCUCUUGUUUUACUUGUUCAGGGCUCACAGAGUCUCUAUUUCUUGCUCAUAAAGAUGAGUACCAUGAACAUGAGCAGGCAUCCCUUAAGCAGCUAUAUCGGGCAAAGGUUUUCUUAAUUCCUACUUGAUUUUGGAUGGGAUUUUAUUAGUUGUCUUUUAGUAUAUGUCUAUCUCUUAUGGAUGGAAUACUGUCCUGCAGAUGGAGGAAUUGCGUUCUGAAGUCCAGCAACCAUCUCAGUCUACCAGUGGAUUUUCACGUUCACAAGCGCCACCUGGACCUUCCCAGCAGCAGAUAUCAGUUACUGUUGUCACAGAAUUUAUUCGCUGGAAUGAGGAGGCUAUAUCUAGAUGCACUUUGUUUUCUUCCCAGGUAAGGCCAUACUUUGACUGCCAGAGUAGUUAACACCUAUCAUAUUCUCCAACCUUGCUCUUUAAUUACCUUUUGCUUUAUUGGCUAUUUUUUGCGAUAUGCCUGAUUGGAAUCUGUUACCCACAAGUUGUGGCAUACAAAUUGAUUCAGGAAAUUAGCGUCUUACUGAAUGCCGAAUACUUUUAUGUUUACCUUAGCAAUGAAUUUCUGUGUCAGAGAUGAGAGUGAUUUCUGGGGUUUUGGUUGUUGAUGCAGGUCUCAGUGUUUUCCUUUUGACUUUGUACAGGUUUUACGACAUUUGUUCAAUUGUACUGUGGUACCAUCCACUUCCAAAAAUAAAAAAAUCAUUAAAUGGAACCCAUAAACUUCAACAAACCAUGAUACAGUACUUUUAUACAACCUUGAGGUUGAUGUUCUUGCAGACGCAUCAUUGCGCAGGGAUAUCAAAUAAUUUUUGUUGAUUGCUAUGUUCAUGGCAAAAGGUGGGACUGUGAAUGAAUAAAAUAAUAUAUUGCUAUUGAAACGCAGAUGAUGUUACUUAAAGGGCAUUUAGACCAAGAUUGCAACAUCAAAAACGGCUUGCGAAGAAAUGUAGGGAUGAAAAGUGUGUGUAUAUAUGUAUAUAUCUUUCUUAGUAAUGAUUCAAUAAUAUUUGAAGCACAUUAGAUUAGGGUAUGAUAUGAUGCUAAGCGUGAAUUCCAAUUGAGAACGCUUUAAUUUACCUAUCCCUCCCAGGACAUGCGAAGGUUUCCAUGUGUUUGGUAACAUACGAUCCAUUUUUUUCGUGCUCACCUUGGGUGUAAGUUUAGUUGAAAGUUAUGAAACUUACUAUGCAUCCAUAGGCAAGUGACAUGAGUUGUAGAUCCCAGGCUAUUUCAUAUCAGGAAGCAAUGCAUUCUCUUGUUCAGAGCCUUGAUGAAAGUUAUGAAAUUUCCUUCGGAGUAAAAUCGAUUCAUCAAUGGUGAAGCUAUCAAGUGCACUCUUUGUUCAGACGCUUGUUUUUUGCUGUACACUUGAAAUGUAUCCAAUGUAAACAAUUAAUGUUCCAAAUAACCUUUAAUGUUUAAGAGAUUCUUUAUUCAUUUCACAUCAUUAUGUGAUGUUUCAUUGCAUAACAAUAUUUAUCAUUCUCCAUGCUUUUCGUCAGUCAAUGGUGUGGUAAGGAUAACAUUCUAUUUGAGCUAUCAAGGAUAAAAAAAUUCUUAAUGAUCUCCGUCUCUUUCAUUUUAAUCUCUGGGGCAUGGGUAUUUCAAUGUGCUUCCCAGUUGCUGGUAGUUUGAUUGGUGGUACUUUUCUGCAUGACAAAGUUUCCCACCUUUUGCUAAGGAAAGGUGUGGAGGAGACUGUCCAGAAAUCAUUGAAUUGCAUAGCUUCUUGUUUAUUUAAUUAUUCCACUUCAGUGUGCCUUCCUACUUUGUAGUCUUCUGUGCGAUCAAGUUCCUCACUUUAGCUAAAGAAAAAUGUGGAUGGUGGAACAGCCUAGUUAAGUUAGAGUUUCUCUUUGUCCAUGAAAUCAUCAGGUUUAUCAUGAUCUCUCAUGCAUUGAUGUAAAAUAGUAUGACAGAACCAAGGAAAGCCCAAAAUUGGUGGGCCAGCUGUUCUGGAGACGUAAAGUGCAGGCUACAAAAAUGAGAAAACUCAGAAAGGCCCAAAAUCAAAUUUGGCCCAAAAUAAAGCACGUGAAUAACACGUCAGAGUCUUAGUUUUAGUAACUGUCCAAUUUUUAAGGCGUUUUGAAUAUGUUUCAUCCGAUUUUCAGGGUCGCCCCAACUGAUUUUCAGCCUGUUUAAAGCCCAUCAUCUUGGUUAGUACGAAUUUUCUCCCUUUGAGGUGUUUGUUGUCUUGUGGAUUCAAAGCACUGGCCUUUGUGGAUUCAAGAGUCGUCCUAGUCAUUCCUUGUGGAUUCAAAGAUUGAAGAUUCCAAGUCCUGAGGAUUCAAGGCCUGGUCUCCAAGCCCCCCAAAGUUCCAGAUUCGUGCCUUGUGAAUUCAAGGCUCAAAUCUUCCAUUCUGCACAACUCCAGCUGUGUCGUGCAUACAACCUAGUUGAUGCAAUUGCUUCAGUUCAGUGUACCCUUUUGGUUUUAUCUUUCUCAUUGCAAUUGCCAAGUUGAAGAAUUAAACCUAAUUUCGUUGUUCUCGUUUGUCAUUUUCAUGGUAAUCCCUACCAAGGAAAUGCAAGUUUAGUGAAGGCACUGGAGGAUGAAAAAUUAUAACUGAAUUAAACUGGGUUUUCCUAUCUGGUUUGACUGUGCAAGAUUGGAAUCAGCCAGCUGCUGAAGAACUAUGGAUGUUAUCUUUAAAUAAAUAGCCUUUAAAUUUCAUUACCAUUUUUUCAUGUACUUGGAUUUUUUCUUUAACAGGCAUUCAUUUUAAAAGUGGCCCCCCUUCAUCAAUUUAACAAGGACGAAUGGUGGACUAGGGAGGAAGAGUUACUGUUAGUUUUCAUAAGUUUCUCUGUUAUUGCCAUUCUCACCUCUAUAUCCACUGCAGUAUUAAUGCAAUAUAGAUUAUUUUCCCACACUCCUUUUUAGAUCCCUUUUUCUGGUUGUGUCUGGCUUCUCACUUCGUCUUCACUUUUUGGCUCCGGUCUUUGCCAGCAUAAUACUUCCUCCACUUCUUGCUAACGAAUUUGUCUUUCUGAUGCUUUUAUCUGAUAUUGUUUUGGGAGAUGGUCUUUACAUCUAGUGUUCUUUAUCUUGAUGUCCUUUUCACAGCCUGCUACAGUUGCAAAUAGUGUGAAGCCAAUCUUUACAUGCUUGCUUGAACAAGUAAGUGUGUAUCAGUAUGUGCUUUCUUAUUGUUCUCCAAUAAGUGAACCUCCUUAAGUAGCUAUUUCGUUCUGUUUGUCCACUCCACAGGUUAGUCAAUAUUUGACUGAAGGAUUGGAACGUGUAAGAGAGAGCUUGACUGAGGCUUCGGCUUUGAGGGAAAGAUUUGUGCUGGGUACAAAUCUCAGUAGAAGGGUAGCUGCAGCUGCUGCUUCUGCCGUAAGAUUAUGCUCUUUUAUGAAAAAAAUGCCUUAUAUUUUUUUUCUUUUCGAGAUAAACUGAGUUUGGAAUCCGGAGAUAAACUACUUAUCAUGUUCAGGCAGAAGCUGCUGCCGCUGCUGGUGAAAAUGGUAUCAGAUCUUUUGUGGUAGCUGUGCAACGUUGUGCUAGCAGUGUAUCCAUACUGCAGCAGGUAACUGUCGUUUUUUUUACCUUACAAAUUCCCAUGUGAUUAAGCAUAUUCUUUGUAUGGUAAUUUUUCAACACAAUUAGAUGAUGACGUUGAUGCUUUUCUUUUCAGUAUUUCUCAAAUACGAUAUCCCGGCUCUUAUUACCAGUGGAUGGUGCCCAUGCUGCGUGCUGUGAAGAAAUGGGCACAUCCAUCUCCCGUGUUGAGACUGCAGCUCAGAAGGGGCUCUUACAAUGCAUUGACACAGUAAUGGCUGAGGUGGGUCCGCUUUCAUUAAAAAAAACUCCUCGUACUGGCUAUCUUAGCCAAGGAGCAUCUCUGACAAUGUACUUGUCAUUCAAUCAAUCUGGAUCUUUAUUUUCUAAGACCGCACAUUCCCAUUGUUUUAUCUUACAUUUAUCAGUCCAUCUCGAAAUAUUGCGUGCAGCCAAUGAAAUUGAUACAAGUCACUGUUAUUUCUUUCUAAAGCAUUUUCUUUUAAUCAAUUAUGAAGAAUGAAUUAUAUUUGGUGUUUUUCUGUAUACAUAUUGAACUGACUGCAGUGUUAUGCCUAUAAUUCUUUCUUUUCCCAUUAUAUUAUUAACAUUUUUAAAGAGAUCUCUCAAAAUCGUCGAUUUCGACAUCACCGGUUGUCAAUGAGCAUUGCCAUGGUUGUGAAGACCUCUGCAAUUAUUGUCAUGGUUGUCCACUGCCUUAUGCUUAGGCAAUAGCACAAGGGUGACAACUUUUCUAGAUAACUAAUAAAAGCAAUAUUAAAUAUUUUUAAAAUAGAAAAUUUGUAGAUAUAGAGUAACAUGAAAAUAAAAAAUAUUUGUAUUUCAGUUUUAUAAUUUAUUAAAAUCAUUAAUUAAAUCAAUGAAUUUAGAAAGGCACUAAUGCAUUUGAUCAAGCGACUGUUCAUCCUUCCACUACCAUGCAUUUGCAUUUUUUAUGAUAGAAGAUGUGGUGCAAAUACAUUCCACAGGUGAUGCGACUGUGAAUGAUGAUGGUGGAGAGGCACUUGGUUAUGUGAUUUGGAGAAGAUUAUGCACUGUGGAAAUAUAGAAUUUGGAGAAGGAAAUAGCAAAUGAAUAAAAAACGUUACGAAUCCGGCAAAAAGGAUGCGGUGAAUUACACCUCAGGACCACUAAGGGAGGGGAAGGGAUAUGUAUGUAUGCUACUUUGUAUCCCUUGAUUUGCAAUUUAUUAUCAGUCUCUCCUCUGGGCCUGCACAUCCUGGGUUGAUGAUUAUCUCGUUUUACUUCCAUCUAUCUGGCUAGUGUUACCAUGCAUGGAUUCAUAGGCAUUUUUGUCUAAACCACGUACAAUCUUAGGCUGAUCCACAUUGGUUGAUCUAGACCUAUCGGAUUGGUCAACAAAACUUAGAAAUUACUGUGAGGGCAACUAUGCAUAGGCUUGCUUUCAUGUUGCACAAACUUAAAAUAAUCUACAAAGAGGAAAGCUUUUGUCUCCCUCUGUUCUUAUGGAAAAGAAUUAAUCUUGUCCCUGGCAAGGAUCUCAAUCAUGAAUGCUUAGCUGUCUUCUUGAUAUUCCAAUAAUUCGAGCAUGUCUACAGCUAAUGACAGAAGUAUUGUGUCCAAUGGGAAAAGUUGAAGUAGAGAGAGAAACUCGCGUUGGAGAAAAAAAUGAGCACAAUGAUUGGAGAAUUGACAACUGAUAGAUGAAUUCGAAAUACUAACUUCAUCAAAAUUUUGCGGCACACAAAAAUAGAAAGCAUGAAGUGAGAAUAUUUUUGCUGUUUCAACUCGGAACGGGUGACUCUGCAUGAGCCACAAUGGGGGUGGGUGAAGUUCCUUCUCCCUCAUCCUCGGGGAGCAGUUGAGGAGAGUGAAAUUGGCUUGGUCUGCCCUGUUUUAUCUAGCUCCUAUCCAGUUUCAUUAUUUCACGAAAACUUGGGCCGAUGUGACACCACAACUAUCUGAGGUAGUCUGGUCAUACUUCGUUAGUUCUGUAAUGAACUGUUAAUGUUUUUGUUCCUUGCAACCAGACAAGUGUUUUCAAAUCUUUUUUUAUUAUUAGUAAAAUGAAACUCUGAGAGACUUUCAUUGCAGGAAAAUCCUAGACAAUGAAAAUCGAGAGUCAAAGGCAACCAUAACAUAAUCUAUGUAGAAAUUCCUCAUUUAAAAGCGCCAUAACUUUCAAUCAGGCUUCUUGCUCAUUGAAUCAAAAAAUGGAAUCAAAAAAUGGACGGACCCCAUCUGAUCUUACUAACUAUUUGGGCUGCUGUGCCAAUUCUGGACUACUGUUCUUGGAUCCGAGAAUGCCUUUUCUCUCAAGGGAAUUUCCAAAAUCAACAAAAAUUUUGAGAUUGCAUCAGGGAGGAUCCGGAUUGUGACCAUAAUAUUCCGGUCAUGCCUGAGUUCAUCACAUUACAGUUUCCCUGUUCCCCUCUCAGAUCUCAUGUUCUUGUGUGGUGACCCUAGUGUCCUCCAUUAAACCUAAAUCCCACGUGAAUAUCUCCCUCCUUAUGCUCCAUGCUAUGAGAAAUAAGCAUCAUAUGUAAAAGAAUUGGUAUGAACUCUCAUUGAAUGUCAGAAAUACUUCAACACUGGUGCCCCUGAUUUUUCCAGAAACCGGACCUCCUUAAGUAUGUACUCCUAAAUUAUUUUCCCUCUGAUCUCUCUUGCAGGUGGAGCGUUUGCUUUCUGCAGAACAGAAGACCACUGAUUUUCGAUCAGUGGACGAUGGAAACGCCCCUGAUCAUCGGGCAACAACCGCUUGCACAAAGUCUGCUCGAUCACUGCUCUUCCCAUUGAUCCUAACUCAAAAAUCUAACCACAACUAAUUUAUUAAUAUUUUUGUGUGAAUACCAGAGUGGUGGCUUACCUAUCUCGUGUACUAGAAGUAGCAUUUACUGCUCUAGAAGGUCUCAACAAGCAAUCAUUCCUGACAGAAUUGGUAAGUUGAUAUAAACUCAGUGUAAGUUUCUCAUAUAUUGAAUAUACUUGCGGUGACAGAAUGAUCAUGAAACUAUAUUGAGAUCUUUCAUUGAACUUCUAAACGUUUUAAAAGCCUGGACCUCUCCCUACUGUUUUUAGUACGACAAUGUGAACUAGGGCAGCUGUAAUCUACCAAGUUUUUCCUUAAAAAGCAAAGAUUGCAGCUUGUUUUCUUUAUGCUACUCAGGCAAGCCCACUUACAGGUGUUCAAUUUUUUUGAGGUUUUUAGCAUAUCCUUUCAGAGAACUUAGAAUUGUCUUAAGUUUUUAAUUCGUCUUUAUUAUUCGAUCCUCAUAGCCGGACAAAAGACAAACGUAUGAACUGAAUCGUCAUCUUAAUUUGAGAAUUAAAUCUCUGGCAACUAUGAUUAAUGCUAAUCACCUGGAAUGAAUUACCAUUUGGUAUAUGUUCAGUUCUUUCGACCCUUGAAUACAUUUUGAAAUGCUCUAGUUAUUUUCUCCAUGAACUUAUCUGUCUUCUCUAGUUUAGCGGACUUUGGAGAUUCAUAAACUUGGACUCUUCUUAAAAAAUUAUUAGCAUUUUCUAUGGUUUUUGGCUUGCCGUUAAAAUAUGUCUUCUAAACCAAGUUCCCCUAGAAUUUCCUAUUGGCCAUGAACUUGAAGAACGCAUGACUAAAUCUAUGGUAUUAUUUCUUUCACUCUCUGUGGUAGAUUUCCAGUCUCAUCCCAUUCAUUCCGGCGCCAAACAUUAGUUUUGUGUUAUUUUUACUUGUAUAUUGCAUGCUUAUUGUAAUCUUUUCUGAUUUGGACUCAUAAAAUUGUGAAACGACAGGGAAAUCGCUUGCACAAAGGGUUGCUUAAUCACUGGCAGAAGUUCACCUUCAGUGCCAGGUGCCUCACAUUACCUAGUUUCGCCAUUAUCUUCUCUCACUAAGAUUAUUUUAGCUUCUCAUUUUUUAUCAUUCUCUCAACUCUUUCACCUUAAUUAUAGUGUGUGUGUGAGAGAGAGAGAGAGAUAGAGAACGUCACAGUGCUGUUAUACUUUAUUAAAGUUUAUGCUGGUCAUUCGUCAAUUGCUUACUUCUACUUAUUAUACACUCUCUCUCUCUCUCUCUCUCUCUCUCUCUCUCUCUCUCUCUCUCUCUCUCCCCUCUCUCUCCCCUCCCUCUCCCCUCUCUCUCUCUAUCUAUCUAUAUAUGUAUAUAUAUGUCAUCUGUAUAUAUGUAUAGAUGUAUAUAUAUGCAUCUCCAUCUCUGUCCCGCUCUCUCUGUUGCCAAAGAAAACGAUUAGCAAUCUGAUAAUUAAUAUACUUGUUUGCAGCGGUGGACUGAGGCUGAAACGUGACAUAACCGAGUAUGGGGAGUUCGUCCGCAGCUUCAACGCCCCAUCAGUCGACGAGAAGUUCGAGCAGCUCAGCAUGUGAGUCCUGGGUUUUUCUUCCUUUUUUUUUUUUCUUCCUUUUCUUCCCUUUUUAAUUUCCACGGCCUCAAUCACUCCAUCCUUUCCCAGCAUUGCCAACGUGUUCAUUGUCGCCCCCGAGAGCCUCGCCUCCUUGUUUGAAGGCAACCCCAGCAUCAGGCAAGAAGCACUGAGGUAGAUGGAAAAAACAAAAACCCGCAUCUUUAUUAUAUACACAUAAAUUUCUAUAAAUGUUUUUUAUUUAUUUAUAAAUUUAUAAUUAAUAACCAAAAUGUGGAUGUUUAUUGCCCAAAAUGGCAGAUUCAUUCAACUGAGGGAGGACUUCCGGUCAGCUAGGAUUGCAUCCAGACUGAACGCCAUUGUGGCCGAUUCAUAA